Molecule: messenger RNA, 883 nt
Organism: Tilletiopsis washingtonensis
Lineage: Eukaryota; Fungi; Basidiomycota; Exobasidiomycetes; Entylomatales
Exons: 1
Coding region: 73-669 (198 amino acids)
Source: RefSeq, a predicted model, not a curated record
CGCUGCCGCGGCUGCACCUGCACGCUGCAGCCACCGCAGGAUGCCGCAUGGCCGUCCGCUCGCUCGCUGCUCAUGCAAAGGCGCCGCCUGAAGCGGGGAACGGGCGACAGGUGCGUGCUGCCAGGCACGGCCGUUGCAGACAGACAUAAGCGCAGACUGCGGCGGCCGAAGAGAAGCGCGAGAAGGAGGAGACGCCGCGUCCGCUGCCGGCACACCUGCGCCUGCCGCGCUGCAGCAGAAGCAGCCGUCGCACCAUGCGGCAUGGUGGCGCUCCGGGCAGCCCGUGUCUCUGAGCACACGUCUCUCCGCCUCGCUUGUCUUGCCCGGCUUGCUCUCCCUCGACGGAGCAUUCACUUGCCUCUGAGACGCCUCGCCGGUAGCCGAGGAUUGCCUGCCUGCCCUCGCACAUGCAGGCUACCCUGGGGUCCUGGCCGCAAAGCCCACCUGGCGCCACCUGCUCGAGCAUGCAAGCGCCACCUGGAGAUGACCCGGAUACUGCAGAUCUUGCGUUGGCCUCGUGCCCAUGCUACCGGCUGCAAGAAGCAGCGGCUGUUUCUCUCGCUCAUCACCGGCGCUGCUGGUGAGACGCAGGCCAGCAGCGGCUGGCGUGUGAGCCUCACCACUCUCCCGCAGUCACGCACCAACGUGCGCAAGCCUGAAUCCUCUUGAUUGAACCGUCUGUCUCUCCUGCGCCAAAGCGGCGGAAGCACAGCCGGCAUGGUGGCGCUACAUCGCGAGCUCCGCGAAGCUCAAAGGAUGGGACAUGCGGAGCGCAGCUCGGCGGCGCCGCCUCUGCUGCGGCGUGCAUUUCCCCGCCUCCGCUGAUUAGCCGCAGCAGCAGGCACGCUGCGGCCACCGGCGUCUGCCAGCACGCCCCGAACGG